Molecule: messenger RNA, 894 nt
Organism: Drosophila ananassae
Lineage: Eukaryota; Metazoa; Arthropoda; Insecta; Diptera; Drosophilidae
Product: lisH domain-containing protein C1711.05
Exons: 1
Coding region: 23-811 (262 amino acids)
Source: RefSeq, a predicted model, not a curated record
CUAAGCCAAUUCUAAAACGAAAAUGUUGCGUACCCAAAUUUGUUGCUUUGGUUUUUUAAUUUUAAUUUUCUCUGUGAUGGCAAGACCUGGGUUUCAUAAACAAAAUAAGUUCAAAUCUACAAGAACAACGGAAAAUGCUAUAGAAUAUUUUAUUGAGAAUAGUGCAACCGAAAGUGAAGUGGUUACGGAAACAUCAAGUGAGGAAUCAUUGGAUAAAUAUACAGAGGAGACUUCCGAACAGUCUUCGGAAGAAACAACUGAGGAAUACACCACGGAGUCAUCUACAAGCGAGGCUACAGAAGAGUCUUCGGAGCAGAGUUCGGAACAGUCUUCGGAAUCGACUUCUGAAUCGACUUCGGAAUCGAGUUCUGAAUCGACUUCGGAAUCGACUUCGGAAUCGAGUUCUGAAUCGACUUCGGAGUCGACUUCGGAAUCAACUUCGGAAUCAACUUCGGAACAGACUUCAGAACAGUCUUCAGAACAGUCUUCGGAAUCGACUUCGGAACAGACUUCAGAACAGUCUUCGGAAGAAACCACUGAGGAAUCCAGCACCGACUCCAGUACACAUUCUUCGGAAUCAACUGAGACAACUACAGACUCUAGUGAAGAAUCCGAGGAAUCAUCGAAUGAUACAGAUUCUUCCGAUGACAGUAGUGGAAUAAUUUGGCCAGAUUCUAGUCAGGAAUCUUCCUGGGAGACAUACGAAUGGGAAGACUCGGAUGGGGAUUUUUCUGAAGGAGAUUGGAGUUUAAGUUUCAGUGGAGACUUUAGUGUUGGAGAUUCUGGUGAAUCAUAUUGGGAUUAUAGAUAAAAAAUUGUAACGAAACACAUACCUUUGGUUUUUUUGUCAAUCAAUAAAGUUAAUAUCUAUAGUACACACUAUUAAAAUUUAAA